Nematolebias whitei (Rio pearlfish) is the source of this 1335-nucleotide messenger RNA. Its product is annotated as UV-stimulated scaffold protein A. Gene Ontology annotation, cellular component: chromosome. The record is from RefSeq and is a predicted model, not a curated record. Bases 1 to 984 code for a protein of 327 amino acids. The transcript has 7 exons. NCBI's taxonomy places the organism in Eukaryota, Metazoa, Chordata, Actinopteri, Cyprinodontiformes, Rivulidae. Gene Ontology annotation, biological process: response to UV; transcription-coupled nucleotide-excision repair. Gene Ontology annotation, molecular function: RNA polymerase II complex binding.
AUGAAGAAGGUCAUGGGUCUGGUGAGUCCAGAUUUACCUGUCCAGAGUGAUGGACGCAUCAUGGUAAGAAGAGAGGCAGGUCUGGAUCCUUCUCCUUCCACAUCAGCACCAGAAAGAGAAAGAGCCCCUCCCACUAAAAGACCUGUGGCUCCCCGCCCUUCGUGCUCCUCAACUUCCUCUAGGCGGUUGAAGCAACAUAUGGAGGAAGAACAGGAUCCAACCUCUGCUGCUGCCACACUGCGCCUCCUCAGAGAGAAGGUCCAGCUUCCUCCAGAAUCUUGCAGCAGCAGCUCCUCUGGUCCAUCUUCAUCUCGUUCCAGUUCAGAGCAGAAGCCUGUUGAAGCUCCAGUGGUUUCAUUUGGUUUAGACCUGUACUACUGGGGCCAGGAGCAGCCCAACGCUGGCAAGAUCUUCAAGUCAGCCUCUCAGCAUCAGUUUUGGGUUCCUGCAGAGGUAGAGGAGGAGGUGGAGAACGACGAUCUGUUGGCAGCGAGCAGGAGCAGAUACAUCUCCUUCCCUGGGCGCUUUGUCCCUGUCAGCCAUUUCUGCAGAGCACCACUUGGAAACGGCAAGCUGUGUCAGCGACAGGACAGAGUGAAGUGUCCUUUCCACGGCCGUAUCAUCCCCCGAAACCACGAGGGUCAACCAAUCAGAGAGGAGGACAAGCAGAGGGAGGAGCAGGCGGAGAGGAAGAGGAGGGAACAGCAGCCUGACUGGCAUGAUGCGGAGCUUAUGAGAGAUAUUGAAGCUGCAACUGGGGAGGACCUUGGUUCUGAUCGGGUGUCUGGGAAGAAAGGGAAGGGGAAGAAGAAGAAGUAUCCCAACUUGAGUGAUCUGAAGCAGAGCAGCAACACAGCACGCUCCAGGCUGGAGAAGAAGGUUUUCAACAAGAGCGCUGUACGCAGAGUGGCUCAAGUGAUGAGUAAAGCGGACCAGAGAAAACACGACAAGUUCUCCAACCAGUUUAACUACGCCCUGCACUGACCUUCAUGUCUGAUGUUUGGUGAAACUCUUUAGUCCCCACCAGAUGUGUUCCAGAUGUUUGGAGCAGGUUUUAGUCAGCUGAAGCAGUCAUUCUCUAUCCAGAACCAUCGGAGGAAUUCAUCUGAUCUGGUUUUCAGAUUAAGGAAGAUUACCAGCACCAUUUUCUUUUACUUUUAGUAGCAGCUGAUUUGACAAAACGGCAAAAGGCUUUAUUGAGAUGGGAUUUAAUAUUAUUUUUUUAUUUGUGGGUGGUGGCUGUGGAUUUGUGUUUAGAGCAGCUAAUGAGAGUCGGAAGUUCAAUUCCAUCAAUAUGCAGUCACUUGUUGAAGUGUCCCUGCGUAAGACACUGAA